This is a messenger RNA of Fomitopsis serialis, 1769 nucleotides long. RefSeq lists its product as uncharacterized. The record is from RefSeq and is a predicted model, not a curated record. Gene Ontology annotation, molecular function: nucleic acid binding. Gene Ontology annotation, cellular component: nucleus. The transcript is spliced from 9 exons. The coding region runs from base 240 to 1628 and encodes 462 amino acids. Lineage: Eukaryota; Fungi; Basidiomycota; Agaricomycetes; Polyporales; Fomitopsidaceae.
CAAGGGCGUCUCCUCAUUGUCAUCCCUCAUGUUUCGUCUCUUCUGCGGCCGGCGGGAUGAUACAUCUUGGUUUCUGAGUGAUCUGUCGCCAAGAUCGUGCCGUUGCGCGCGACGGCUAUCAUGUCAGCCUCAGCCCCUGAAUUCAAAUGGCUGCCCUGCUUCACUGGCUUCGCCGGCUGUGUGCGGGACAUCCUACUCGGAUGCCCUGAGCGAACCCUUUGUCGACGGAAGCGAACGACAUGUCUGACUUCCACCUCGUCGAGCCCAAGGGCUGGGAUUGCGACCUUCACUCGAUCUACUGUGCCUAUGUGGGCCACUUCCAGUUGCACAACAUUCCAUGGUUUGAACGGUCUUGGGGUGUAUUCUUCGAGACGUUCGAGGAUUUCCUCAACUUUGAGUGGCCCGUGAUCACCGUGACCGACGUCAAGACGGGUCGGCCGCACAUAGUGACGCGGAUGUCGUCGGUAGAUGCAUUCAACAAGAUGAUCAAGACGAGAUAUGGCGAGACUCUCCCCAAGGUCAACAACAUACACUUCGUGACGCCGUUCGAAACAAACCAGCGGCAUCUCCGCAAGAUCUCCGACGCAGCCACUUACAAGAAGGUGCAUGCUACGUUGCCUGCUGCCCUGCUUGCGGCGCAAAAGGCACGCGUGAAGAGCGGUGAACCCAAGACAGUCCGAGAGCUCUGGGACGCUAAGGACAAGACCUUCCUUUCCAUCGAUUUCGAAUGGUCGGAGCGCAACUCAUCGACUAUAUUAGAGUGGGGUUACGCGGCAAUGCGUUGCGGCGCACUUCACGAUGCUGAGGUAUGGCCGCCUAUUCCAGAACACAAUUAUAGACGGGGCCAUUACAUCGUCGGAGACCAUGUAGACCGGAUCGUGAACAAACACCAACCUACGUUUCCUUGGGCCUAUGCGUUCGCUGACAGCCAGGUCAUCCCUAAGGCCCAACUGUCUCGAGUCAUGCAAGCUAUCAUCAGUAGCCUUGCCAGCCCGGACUCAGAGACAACCCCAAACAAUCUCGUCCUUGUCGGGCACGGCCUGCACGAAGACCUACGCCGGCUGCAAGAGAUGGACAUCAAGAUCCCGAACAACGUCCUUACACUCGACACGGCAGCCUACGACGACAGCUCUUCGCAUCGGCCAGCGAACGCCAUGACAGACCCUUCCGGCAAGCCGCGCGCGCAGCAUACCACACUCUCCCUCACGAACCUGAUCAGGUCUCUCGGCGUCGAUCUCCGGUGCACCAUGCACAACGCCGGGAACGAUGCCAUGAUGUGUCUGCUCGCCCUUCAGCUCCUGCUCGAGCCCAGAGGUACAGAGAUGCCCAAGUGCCGCCCAAUAAAGGGUAGACUGGGCGUGCAAGCGGCAAUGGCCCUCCCCGUGCUGGAGCAGGAGUCCAGGACUACCGUCGAUGUCGCUCACGCCUUCGCCAGGAGGGUCGGCAAUGAAUACGACAAGGAGCGUGAGCGGGUCGGGGAGCUUGUCGGCGAGGCCGCGGGCGAGCGGGUACUUCGACAGAGCGCCAUCUCCGGCUCGUCAGCCUCCCCGGCACGCGUCGAAUGCGGGGCGGAGGAGCACCGUACCGAACCCGGAGCCGCUCACGGAGCUGCGGGUGGGAAUAGCUAGGAUUAUCCCUUGACCAGUUUACAGCACUUCGUUACAUACGCUUGCUAGAUUUGCACCAGACUUUUGCUUGGACGUUCUCUGAUGACUUCGCCGCCUACCCUCUUAGACACAUUGCAUCUACAUCGUUGUUAUCCAUGUCUG